AACCCCUUUUGUACCUUUUUAAAGCUCUUAUUGCUUCCUAUGUCUUUGUGUUGCUGCUACGAGGAAAUGAAAUGGUUAUAUUUGAAGACGGAAGAAAAAGAAAUUCCAGCUGACUGAGGAGGGAAGGGUUAAUGCAAAUGUGGGAAGUACUUAUGUCACGAAGUUACAAGCCAGAGAAAGAAAGAGAGAAAUAGAGAUCAGUGAAUGAGUCUUGGUCAGUCACUAACACAAGAAAGAGACGGUGGAGAUUAGUCGGUCAGUUUGGAGAAAGGGAUUUGGGAAUAAAUCCAGGGAGAUCCUGAAUUGAAACAGAUUGCAAAAAGGAGGGGCUAUGCGCUGACGUAUUGUGAGAAAGGGAAAAGAAUAAAGAAGUGGAAAAAGUAAAAAGGAAGAGAAGUAAGGAGCACGGAUGAGUGUCUGCGAGAGGAGCUCAGCAUACGGAUUUGGAUCUGAAACCAGACAGUCUUACAGGAGGUCCUGUAUUCAUCACCAUUGACCAUGGGGUUUGGAAGCGAAUUUCUCUGCUCCGAUGGAUUCACUGCAUUGGUGCGCCUUCAAGACAUGGAGCUCAAAUUAAUGGAGGCCAUGAAAAAGUGGCUGAUGCAGCGUUCAAAGAGUGACAAAGAAUAUGCGUCAUUACUGCAUCAGAUGGCGGCGCAGGUAGAAAAACAAGAUCACUCGGUGCAGCCAGGAAUGUCUGACUACUCAAGCCAGCUCGGUCAGUCCUGGACUAUAUUGGUGUCGCAGACUGAAAGCUUGAGUCAGAUAUUAAAGAAGCAUUCUGAUGAUUUGAUCUCUGGACCUCUUAACAAAAUAACCCUUCUGAUCCGUGAAAAGCAACAAUUGAAAAAAUCCUAUAGUGAACAAUGGCAGUUUCUGAACCAGGAGUAUGUGAAGACAACGCAACAAGAGGUAGAAAAACUGAGAUCACAAUAUCGCAGCCAAGUAAAGGAAACCAUGCAAGCCAAGCGAAAGUACCAGGAGUCGAUUAAAGACAAGGACCGAGACAAAGCAAAAGAGAAAUAUGUAAAGAAUACUUGGAAACUACAUGCGCUACAUAAUCAAUAUGUUCUGGCGGUGAAGGCAGCCAAAUCGCACCACGAGCAUCACUUCAAGCACAGCCUGCCCAUCUUACAUGAUUCAGUGCAAAAUCUUCAGGAACAGAUGGUUUUCAUCCUCAAAGGGAUUAUGCAAGAAUACCACGGAAUUACAAGUUUGGUGCAAGAGGAAGUAGGCUGUGUUCACCAGGAAAUUGAGGGAGCCCUUAACAAAAUCGACCCUGUCCAAGAAUAUGAAAACUUCAUUCAAAUGAACCGGUCAUCAAGCAGUUUGCCACCCACCAUAAUCUUUGACACCAGUUUGUUGGAGGAGACAGAGAGUCUGGAAGAAGAAGAACUUCAGCUGAAUGACCUGACUAUAGAGAGUGUGCAGCAUACGUUAACAUCGGUAGAGGAAGAUCUGUCUAUAGCCUCAGAAACCGUUAGCACCAAACAAGAAGCUGUGAAUCAGCUGCAUUCUGAGAUCGUGACAGAGGAGAACACCACAGACAUCUGUGAACUAAUUAGCCUGCUGUCCAAACGUCAGUCUCUACGGGAUGCGGUUCUACAAUAUCAUGUUUCUCUGUGCAACAAGAAUAAGUUUCAGGUCCAGAGAGACGUGUUGAAGAAGAAGAUGAAUGAGGUUGGAUCUGGAGACCCACCUCCUGCUCUCAAGCUGCAGGAUGACUGCCGAUCCAUCACUUCAAUAGAGAGACCAAACCAAACAUUAGAAAACAUUAAAAAUCACAUAUCAGGAAUUUUUCGGCAAAAAAUAUUGUUGCCUCCUCUUUUGCCAAUGAUCCCAGAAGUCCAGAAGCCUCUAAACCAACAGAACUGGUAUCACGGUGCAAUCCCACGCUCCGAAGUCCAAGGGCUACUUGUAAACAAUGGAGAUUUUCUUGUGAGGGAAAGCCAAGGCAAGCAAGAAUAUGUGUUGUCUGUUCUUUGGGAUGGACAGCCGAGGCACUUUAUAAUCCAGUGCGUUGAUAACCUUUACAGACUAGAAGGAGAUGCCUUUUCAACCAUCCCAUUGUUGAUCGAUCAUUUUUUGAAGACAAAGCAACCUGUUACCAAGAAAAGUGGAGUUAUCCUGAACAAAGCUAUAAUUAAGGACAAAUGGGUAUUAGAACAUGAAGAAGUCAUCCUGGGAGAAAGGAUUGGAAGGGGUAAUUUUGGGGAGGUGUACAGCGGACGUCUCCGUUCAGACAAUACUCCAGUAGCUGUGAAAACCUGUCGGGACACACUGCCCCCAGAUGUAAAGGACAAGUUUCUGAUGGAGGCCAGAAUUUUAAAACAAUACAGCCAUCCUAACAUUGUCAAAUUAAUUGGCGUUUGCACACAGAAGCAACCUAUUUACAUAGUCAUGGAGCUGGUCCAAGGUGGAGAUUUUCUAACCUUUUUACGAAACGACAACCACAAACUAAAGGUGAAGGACCUCAUAAGAAUGGUGGAGAAUGCUGCUGCUGGAAUGGAGUACUUGGAGAGCAAACAUUGUAUUCACAGGGAUCUUGCAGCUCGCAACUGUCUUGUGACUGAGAAAAACAUUCUAAAGAUUAGUGAUUUUGGGAUGUCGAGAGAAGAGGAGGAUGGAGUGUACUCGUCUACUGGCGGAAUGAAGCAGAUACCUGUAAAGUGGACAGCACCAGAGGCUCUCAAUUAUGGUAGAUACAGCUCAGAGAGCGAUGUUUGGAGUUUCGGGAUUUUGCUGUGGGAAGCCUUCACACUUGGCGCAGUUCCAUACACCACCAUGAACAAUCAGGAAACUAGGAAGGCUAUAGACGAAGGAAUCCGGCUGCCAGCUCCAGAAAUGUGCCCAGAGGAUAUUUAUAAACUGAUGCUGCGUUGCUGGGAAUAUGAUCCGAGAAAGCGUCCCAGCUUCAGCAUUAUGCACCAGGAACUUAUCAGUAUCCGCAAGAGACAUCGAUAAGUCCUUCCAGGAGCGGGUCAAUGUCAAUAGAAAGCCCAGUGGGGAGAAGGGAUUGGAUAUCAUCACACUUAUUCCCUGGAUAUCCCGAAAUGAGGCCAGCAGGAGACAUUAUCUUUAUCCAAUAUCCUUACCAUUUCACCUGUGCUUACAUUUCUCAUUGUGAAGCCCUACAUGGGGCCAUAACAUUCAUUGCUAUGUUUUUCCAAGAUGACUUUUUUGUAUCUAAUAAAUCACUGAUGUAGAUCC
Spea bombifrons (plains spadefoot toad) is the source of this 3210-nucleotide messenger RNA. It is a transcript of the gene FES, whose product is annotated as FES proto-oncogene, tyrosine kinase. The record is from RefSeq and is a predicted model, not a curated record. Gene Ontology annotation, molecular function: non-membrane spanning protein tyrosine kinase activity; ATP binding. Lineage: Eukaryota; Metazoa; Chordata; Amphibia; Anura; Pelobatidae. The transcript is spliced from 19 exons. Bases 499 to 2964 code for a protein of 821 amino acids. Gene Ontology annotation, biological process: regulation of mast cell degranulation; cell adhesion; peptidyl-tyrosine phosphorylation.